Messenger RNA from Rhododendron vialii, 3038 nucleotides. Its product is annotated as putative leucine-rich repeat receptor-like serine/threonine-protein kinase At2g19230. The transcript has 13 exons. Bases 55 to 2724 code for a protein of 889 amino acids. Gene Ontology annotation, biological process: protein phosphorylation. The record is from RefSeq and is a predicted model, not a curated record. NCBI's taxonomy places the organism in Eukaryota, Viridiplantae, Streptophyta, Magnoliopsida, Ericales, Ericaceae. Gene Ontology annotation, molecular function: protein kinase activity; ATP binding; protein binding.
AAUGGAGCCGUAUCAAUCUCAUCUAUUAAAAAUUCACAUCUCUCGGAACCGAAGAUGACCCAAUUAAGCAGAACAAUGAAGUUAUUCAUGCUUUAUGGUUGUUUAACUCUUGUAUUGCUGGUACAUGGACAAGACCAAUCAGGCUUCAAAAGUAUUGAUUGUGGAAUUUCUGAGGGUUCAGACUACAAGGAUAAAGAAACAACCAUAUUUUAUAUUUCUGAUGCGGGAUACAUAGAUACCGGGACAAAUCGCAUGAUCUCUUCAGAUUAUAUAUCUGCCGAUUCUUACAGGCGGCUGUCGAGCUUGAGAAGUUUUCCCGACGGAAUCAAGAAUUGUUACACCUUUUAUCUAGCGCAAGCUGGAGGUGACAAGUACUUGAUCAGAGCAUCUUUUAAGUACGGUAACUAUGACUCCAAUAAUCAGCCACCAGAAUUUGCACUCUACCUUGAUGGGGAUCAUUGGCAUACAAUCAGGUUUAAAUAUUAUCCAUCAGAUGAUUAUGUACGUGUCGAAAUCAUACACAAUGUUCCUGCAACGACGGCUUAUAUCCAUGUCUGCCUUGUGAAUAUUAGACUUGGAACACCCUUUAUAUCAGCACUUGAACUAAGGCAGUUGAAUAAUUUCAUAUACCAAACGAAUUCUGGAUCAUUGAAACUCUUCAAUCGGAUCGACGUUGGCUCAACUACAAAAAAGACAGUCAGGUACACUGAUGAUGUCUAUGAUCGGAUUUGGUUACCAGAUACCGUUGAUCAGGAGUUUGCAUCAUCUGCAUGGGAAGUGUUCAAUGCAUCUCAUGAUAAAAGCGAUGCCUUGAGCUCCAACGACUACAAACCUCCGUACCCGGUCAUGGCCACCGCCGUCAGACCCGUCAACGGACGUAAUUCGUUGAACUUUUCGGUUGACAUAGAUUAUCCGACACAACAGCUCUACGUGUACAUGCAUUUUGCUGAGAUUGAAACAAUUGCAGCUGACCAAAAAAGAGAAUUCGACAUCUAUAUCAACGAUGAUCCUUGGAUCCUGAAUGUUACUACUGACUUUUUGCAACCAACCACCAACUUUAGCACGUAUGUUCUGGACGCAGAUUUGCGGCAGAUGAAUUUCUCUAUCCGUGCUACCGAGGAGUCCACUCUUCCCCCGAUUCUCAAUGCCUUCGAGCUUUACGAGGUCCUUGAGUUAACAUCUCCGACUCCAACUAACCAAAGUGAAGUUGAGGCCAUCAGGAAUAUCAAAUCGGCAUACGGGGUGGAGAGGAACUGGCAAGGAGAUCCAUGUGUCCCAAUGAAUUACUCAUGGGAUAACCUUCAAUGCAACUAUGAUAGAAAUUCUACUAGAAUCAUUUCACUGAACCUCUCGUCGAGCUCAUUAUCUGGCAACAUGAAUUUUUCCUUCUCCGGUCUCACAUCCUUGGAGUCCUUAGAUUUGUCAAACAACAAUUUAAUUGGACCAGUGCCCGAUUUUCUUAGCGAACUUCCUUCCUUGAAGACUUUAAACUUGUCACGGAAUAAUUUUACAGGUUCAAUUCCACCAGCCCUUGUUGAAAAAUCAAAAAUUGGAUCCCUUACACUGAGUACGGAAGGGAAUCCACAUCUUUGCCAGGUGGACUCAUGUGCUAAGAAGAAAAAUUUUGUUGUACCCACGAUUGCAUCUAUUGCUUCGUGUCUAGUCAUCGUGGCUGUGAUUCUUGCCAUCUGGUGGAGUUUGAAAAGAAGGAAACAACAAGAGGGAAGAACAUUAAAGCCAAAAAACCAAAGAUUCACGUACUCUGAAGUUGUGACUAUCACAAAUAACUUCGAAAGGGUCAUCGGGAAAGGAGGAUUUGGAACAGUCUAUCUUGGACACUUAGAAGACGGCACUGAAGUUGCUGUGAAGAUGUUGUCUCGACCGUUAAGCCAAGGAUCUGAACAAUUCUGGACUGAGGCUGAGCUCUUAACGACCAUUCAUCAUAGGAACGUGGCUUCUCUGAUUGGGUAUUGCGACCAAGGCACAAAUACAGCACUUCUAUACGAGUAUAUGUCUAAUGGGAACUUGAAAGAAUGUUUACUAGACCAAAAUAGGGCUGUUCUAACGUGGAAGCAGAGACUUCAGAUAGCAAUAGAUGCAGCGCAAGCAUUGGAGUAUCUACAUAAUGGUUGCAAGCCACCCAUAAUCCACAGAGACAUCAAGACUACCAACAUCUUAUUGACUGAAAAUUUGCAAGCAAAAGUUGCAGAUUUUGGAUUGUCCAGAAUCUUUCCCGUUGAAGAUGGAAGUCAUGUAUCAACUGGAGUAGUCGGAACAUUUGGAUAUCUUGAUCCGGAGUACUAUAUUACCAGCAGGUUAACUGAGAAAAGCGAUGUUUACAGUUUUGGUGUCGUUCUAUUGGAACUGAUCACAGGCCAACCUGCAGUCAUAAAAAGCGAAGAGAAUCCUGACCACAUAGUCCAAUGGGUUAUGCCGAUGCUUGAAAGAGGGGAAAUUAACAGCAUUGCAGAUCCAAGGUUACAAGGGGAUUUUGACAGUAACUCUGUCUGGAAAGCAUUGGAGACUGCUAUAGCAUGUGUACCAUCAAGGGCCAUUCAAAGGCUAUCCAUGAGUCAAGUAUUAGGGGAACUGAAUGCGUGUUUGGAAAUUUAUCUAGCCAGUGGAGGAACUUUGGAAAUUUCAGAGAGAUCAUGCAGUGGAAUUGAUUAUUCGCGCGAUGCGCUGGAUCUUGAAUCUUCCAUGAGCACUCCACAAGCAAGGUAGAUGGUACACAAGCUAAAUAACUAAAAGAAGAUCCCUUGGUUUCACAAACAAAGAAGUCAACUCCAACUUAUUGAGACUUAAGGCUCGGUUUGGUUUGGUUUGGUUUGGUUUUGUUUGUGUUUUUCUCUUCUUUUUACCGUUAAACUUUUGUGACUUGUUUGCAAUAGUGCCUUGAUCGUUGAGGUCACGAGGAUAAAGUUGUGGCGAUUAAUGUUUGAACUUUUUUCUGAUUAGAGCAAAAUUGCUGGAGAAUUGAAUGCUGGUCCUCCAAACAAUUUGUAAUUGUCUUAAUAGUUGAUAUUUCUGUUAUUACU